GAGAAGAAUUUUUCAGUAUUCUCUUUGCGUAUCCUUAACCAGUUUUUUCCUGUCUUUCUCUCUCUCUCUCUAGGUUUUUUGUUUCACUCUUAGUUGUCUCUUGAUUUGGAUUCGACAUUUUCGAAUACGACCUUCGUUAAAAAUCGUGCCGUCAUCAAUGACGCUGAUGACACGACGACGACAAGGAGGAGAACAGUAUCGAAAGGUUUUAUUAACAAAACGAGUGUAUCGAUUUAUUAUCGCUAGCUUUAAAGUAAAGAAAGUUGCAUGGAGAUUAGUUUGUCGUAUAUAAUAGGUAUGAUCGAGAUCGCAAUAACAGGUGUUUGUUUCUAUAAUUGCAAGUACGCUUAAGUGCAACGACGCCAUUGAAGAAAUCGUUUCAAGUGGAAGUGAAAGAGGAAAAAGAAAAUCGAGGAAGAUCUGUUGUUAUAUACAUAUUAAUAACGAGUAAAAUACAACGACGUUUUAUUCUAUCGAUUAGGAGUGGUGGCCACGUUAGAUGAAAAUGAUGAUUUGCGAGAGAAAACGGGUAUGGUGACACUGAUCCAAUGUCAACAAACAGCAGACAAUAAUCUACAUGAAAAAGAACAAGAUUAUCGAACAGUCAACGAAUUGUCACAAGUCGAUUCGUCGCAUAAUUCGCCUAAUUGUCGUGUUAAAUUCGAACAAUUACAAUUAUCUACAGACAAUAAUAAUACAGUGAUAACAGCAGCCAAUUCUAAUGGUGUUAUUAACAGUACUCCUACGCAGUGCAGUGACAUAGAUAAUAAAAAAAAUAUAGUUGAUCGUUGUGCAAAUAAUGGGAGCGUUGAAGAGGAAGAAGAAGAAGAUGAUGAUGAUGAUGAAGACGAAAAUGAUACUGAUUUUGAGGAAGAAGAAUGGACGACAGAUUUACCAAUGUCCACUGUUGUGCAACAUCAACAACAGAUUAUGGUGCCAAACGGUAAAGUGGUCUUACCGAAUGCUGAUCCUUCAACUUUCGGUGAUAUAUGCGUGAAAAAUUCAACGAACGUUCAUUUGGGUAACAAAACUUUGUACAAGGGUCCGGUGACGAUAAGACAGUUCAUUUAUUCGAACCCACCUUCGGUGGAGAAUAAAGAAACAAAUGAAUGUGACGGACCACGUACAUCGGACGCUAACGCAUCCGAUUUAUCAUUAGGUAAAGCAGGAAAUGGUCUUAGCAGGCCUAUUUUAUCACAAAAGAAUGAUUAUGAGAGAGUAAAAAACUGGCUAUGGACGUGGCGAUGCGCGGCACUUUUGUGUACAAUAGCGUUAAUAGUUGUGACCACAAUCGUCGUGGCUUCUGUACUUCUCACACACAGACACGAUGUCCCACCAGCUCUGGUUUUCCCGGAAAUACCAGAUUCUUCUCUCGAGGGUGUCAUAGUAAGUAACGUGAGAUUCGUUCAGAGAAACGAAUGGGGAGCACAGCCACCAGUAAAUCCCUUGGGAAAAUUGAAACUACCUGUCCCUUACGUUAUCAUCAGCCAUACGGCCACUGAGUUUUGUACGACACAAUCGGAAUGUACUCUUCACGUGAGAUUCGCACAAACGUUUCACAUCGAAUCUAGAAAGUGGUCGGACAUUGGAUACAAUUUUCUCGUUGGUGGUGAUGGUCUUGCUUACGUUGGACGUAGUUGGGAUUACAUAGGUGCACAUGCUUUUGGUUAUAAUAAUAAAAGCAUAGGAAUAUCAUUCAUUGGUACGUUUAACUCUGUAUUACCGCCGAAGGUUCAGCUACAUGCCGCAGAAAAAAUUAUUGAAUUAGGCGUUAAAGCUGGAAAAAUCGCGAAGGAUUAUAAAUUACUUGGCCACCGGCAAGUAUCGAAAACAUUAAGUCCUGGUGAUGCACUUUACAGCAAAAUAAAAACAUGGCCUCAUUGGGUACCUUUUCCUUAAUACAUCUUUUUAUCAUCUUAAUGUAGAACUCUUUUCUUUUCUCUUUCUUCAGAGUAUCAUUCCAAUAAAUUUAUCUGAAUACUCUACUAACUUUUUCCUUCUGUUCUUGUUUUAUGUUUCUCUCCAAGUUUUUAAACACUGAACGAACAAACGUAUUCAUUCUCAGUGGUUUCUAAUUGUUAACUGGACAUUCUGAUUUUCUUUUUCUUUUGCGUGUAUUACAUUCUGUAUAUGUGUGUGCGUGUAUGCCUGUUUGUAAAUUUUUAUGAUUGCAUGUGUAUUAUUUUAAAACGUAGGCUUUUUCAUAGGGGAUUAUCUUUUUUUGGGUAUUUUACAUUUUAUCUGAUGAGCUCGAAUAUCCUUCGUUCUAUUUUGAUUUUAUGCACGAAUGGAAGCAUGCAACGACUUAAUGAAUGCAUUAUACUAUUUAUACGUAAAUUUUACAUCACAAAUAUUGUACAGCGAUUAUAAGGAAAAAAAAUAAAAAGAAAAUGUAAAAUAAAUGUAAUUCAUUGAAAAAGAAAAUAUUCACAUUUAUACA
Messenger RNA from Polistes canadensis, 2440 nucleotides. It is a transcript of the gene PGRP-LE, whose product is annotated as peptidoglycan-recognition protein LC. Gene Ontology annotation, molecular function: N-acetylmuramoyl-L-alanine amidase activity; zinc ion binding. Gene Ontology annotation, biological process: peptidoglycan catabolic process. The record is from RefSeq and is a predicted model, not a curated record. Lineage: Eukaryota; Metazoa; Arthropoda; Insecta; Hymenoptera; Vespidae. The coding region runs from base 532 to 1899 and encodes 455 amino acids. The transcript has 4 exons.